Messenger RNA from Trematomus bernacchii (emerald rockcod), 8060 nucleotides. It is a transcript of the gene tnr, whose product is annotated as tenascin R (restrictin, janusin). NCBI's taxonomy places the organism in Eukaryota, Metazoa, Chordata, Actinopteri, Perciformes, Nototheniidae. The coding region runs from base 434 to 4579 and encodes 1381 amino acids. The record is from RefSeq and is a predicted model, not a curated record. Gene Ontology annotation, molecular function: protein binding. The transcript has 31 exons.
CCUCAUAUUUCCCUCUGCAGCUGUGCGAGGCAGAGUGAGCGGAGAGGAGAGAGCACAUCUGAGUCUCGUGGAAACAGCAGGACAAGGUACCACUUGGCCGAGAGAUCGAUGCACUCACGCCAAGCCACACAGGAAGGGUGAGUGGCCCGUAGGACGUCCGUGUACUGCCACACAGUGAGAGAGAGAGAGAGAGAGGGGUGCCAAAGGGACAGAGAGAGUGAAGAGACCGAGAGGGAGGAAGACUACCCAAGGCCAAUUUGAAAGCUUUCAGCUGGUCACUCGGAGCAGCUGCAGCCCAGAAGACCAACCCUAAAAAGAUCAACUCCGGCUGCUGCUCUCAAGGUGCAGAGUCAUAGGGAGACUGGCAACUAGAGAACACAGUACUCACAGAAAAAGGUGUUCCUGGACAGGAGUGUUGAGAUUUAAUCCCAGCAUGCCUCUGGCUCGGCAGCAUCACAGGGCCACUGUGCCCACAGCAGGCUGGGUCCUGGCUCUGGCUCUGUUUCUUGCUCUGCAGGGUGCCGCUCACGCUGCUCCUUCAGGAGACAACAAGCUGGUUCGUACCACCAGAGUGAGGAGGCAGACCUCUGGGAGGGAUCAGCCCCCCUCCGCCUCCCCAGACAACGAGACCCUGCGAGAUCAACCAGUGAUAUUUAACCACGUCUACAACAUCAACGUACCCUCGGAGUCUCUGUGCUCUGUGGACCUGGACACCAACGCACCACCGGCCCCGGGUGAUGGCUCUUAUGCUGAGUUGGGGUCCAGACCUUCUAUGGAGGGUCCAAUGUUUCCCAAUGGUCCAACAGAAUACACGGAGCAGACGAUGGAUGCUGACAGCCAGGUAACAUUCACUCACCGCAUCAACAUCCCAAAGGCUGCAUGUGGUUGUACGGCAACAACCUCAAUCCAGCAACUUGCUAUCAGGGUGGAGAUGCUGGAGAGAGAAGUGUCCCUGCUCAGAGCUCAGUGCGGCUCUGGGUGCUGUGGGGAGAGCUCAGCCAUGGGUCAUUUGGACUUCCUGCCAGGCUGCAGCGGCCAUGGCAGCUUCAGCUUUGACAUGUGCGGCUGCAUCUGUGAGGACGGCUGGGCCGGCAAAAACUGCUCCGAGUCCCGCUGCCCGGACGACUGCUCCAACCAGGGUGUGUGUGUGGAGGGGGAGUGUGUGUGCGACCGUGACUUUGGAGGCGACAACUGCUCAGAGCCGCGGUGCCCUUCAGACUGCUCGGGUCGCGGGCUCUGUAUCGACGGAGAGUGUGUCUGCGAAGAGUCCUUCACCGGCGAAGACUGCAUGGUGGGCAGGUGUCUGAACGACUGCUCGGACCAGGGGCAGUGUGUCAACGGGACGUGCCAGUGCAGGCCGGGGUACGUGGGGGAGGACUGCUCCAUGGUCUACUGCGCCAACAACUGCAGCAAGAAGGGAGUCUGCAAGGAGGGAUUCUGUGUGUGCCAGGAUGGCUUCGCAGGAGAUGACUGCAACUCUGUGGCACCCGCCAUGAACGUGAAGAUCCGAGGCGUGACUGACCGCACCAUCGACGUGGAGUGGGAGGGGUCCGUUGUUCUGACAGAUUUCUUAGUGACCUACACACCCAGCAGCCCGGGAGGUGUGCAACUGGAGAUAAGGAUUCCAGGCAAUACCACGACCUGCACUAUCUCAGGCCUGGAGGCGGGAAUAGAGUUCAACAUCAACGUGUUCGCUGUCAUUAACAACAGUAUCAGCGUCCCUGCCAGCAUCACGGUUUCCACCUAUCUCUCCAAUCCCGAUGGCUUAAUCUUCAAAUCCAUCACAGAGACGUCAGUGGAGGUCCAGUGGUUACCCUUCUACUAUUCCUUCGAUGGAUGGGAGAUCAGCUUCAUCCCCAAGGACAAUGAAGGAGGGAUGACUGCACAGCUGCCCAGCACCAUCACUUUCUUCGUGCAGACUGGUCUGAGGCCAGGGGAGGAGUACACUGUGAACCUGGUGGCGCUCAGAGACCAGGGUCGCAGCCAGCCAUUCACUGCCACUGUCACAACAUUGAUUGAUGGCCCCACUCAGCUGAUUGUGCGGGAUGUGUCAGACACCGUAGCGUUCGUGGAGUGGACACCACCGAAGGCAAAGAUUGAUCAGAUCGUGUUACGAUACGGCCUGGUGGGAGGAGAGGGUCCACGGACCACCUUCCGCCUCCAGCCAACGCUCAGUCAAUACUCCCUGCAGGUUCUGCGUCCUGGCUCGCGUUACGAGGUGUCUGUGAGCGGAGUGCGUCGAGGAAAUGAGAGCGGAUCUAUUUCCACUGAAUUUACUACUGAGAUCGAUGCCCCUAAGAACCUGCGGCUCGUGUCCAAGACCUCCACCUCCCUGGAGCUCGAAUGGGACAACAGCGAGGCUGAGACGGAGGGCUACCAGGUGGUGUACAGCACUUUAGCAGGAGACCAGUAUGAUAAAGUCAUUGUACCACGCAAUGAGGGAGCCACCACUAAGACCACCCUCACAGACCUGCUGCCAGGCACAGAGUACGGCAUUGGUAUUUCUGCCAUGAAAGAUAGUAACCAGAGUACACCAGCUACAAUGAACGCCAGGACAGGUCUGGAUGUGCCCAUGGAUCUCACUGUGACAGCUUCUACAGACAACACCAUCACUCUGGUGUGGGGCUUGGUCCAGGGUCCCAUCGACCAUUACAAGGUCACCUUCACAUCCUCGUCUGGUGCCUCUACUGAGCUGACUGUGCCUAAAGAUGUUACCACCACCACUCUGACCGACCUUGAGCCGGGGACUGAGUACAGCAUCACUGUGGCAGCGAGAAGAGGAAGACAGCAGAGCACUGCAGCCACUAUAGACGCCUUCACUGGAAUCAGGCCCGUAACCCACCUCUACUUGUCAGAGGUGACUUCAGACUCGGUGUUGGUGGCGUGGAGCUCCCCCGCUCCGCCUGCUGACCUCUUCAUCCUGAGCUACAGCUCUGCAGAUGGGACCGACACCUCCAAGGUGACGCUGGAUGGCUCCAAGAUGAGGUCGCUGGUCCAGGGUCUGCUGCCGUCCACUCAGUACACCGUCAGUCUAAUCACAAUACAGGGGGACGUUACCUCUGAGCCCAUUACUGCCUCACUCACUACAGGCAUGGACCCACCAAAAGAGAUGACAAUGUCAGAUGUGACUGAAGACUCUGUGAUUAUCUCUUGGACCAAACCAAUGGCGCCAUUUGAAUAUUAUAAGCUGUCCUACCAAUCAGCCAGAGGUCGAGUGGACAGCGUGGUGAUUGACAGCGAUGUGACCAACUACACCUUGUCCAGCCUGUUCCCUGCGACUGAAUACGAGAUCAGCAUCAGCGCUGUCAGAGGGAGUCAGGAGAGCAAAGUCGUCAGCACCGCCGUCUUCACAGCGAUGGACAUGCCGGCUGAGUUGACAGCUCUCAACAUCACUCCCCAAGGGGCUCUGUUGAGGUGGAAUCCCCCCAUUUCCAGUGUCGACAACUACGUGCUGACCCUCACACACAACCAGGUGACAGCUGACACUUUCCUGGUGGAAGGCAACAAGCAGGAGCACCAGCUGUCCAAUCUGAAGCCGAGCACCACCUAUUCUGUGGCUCUGUACGCCACCAAAGGACCCCUCACCAGCGGCACCGUCAUCACCAACCUUCAAACACCCAUGGACGCGCCCCUGAAUCUGACUGCCAGUGAGGUGAAUCACCGCAGCGCUCUCAUCUCCUGGCAACCACCACUCGCAGAAAUUGACAACUACAUGCUCACUUACAAGGCAACGGACGGCAGCCGCAAAGAGCUGAUACUGGAUUCAGAGGACACAUGGAUUCGUCUGGAGGGUCUGGCAGAGACCACAGAGUUCACAGUGAAGCUCCAGGCUGCUAGAGGACUUGACACCAGCGCUGUAGUGUCCACUACCUUCACUACAGGGAGUCGUCUGUUUGCAACGCCUCAGAAUUGUGCCCAACACCUGCUGAAUGGAGAGACUCUGAGCGGGGUCUACACCAUCUACAUCAACAGAGACCCCAGCCAGGGGGUGCAGGUGUUCUGUGACAUGACCACUGAUGAAGGAGGCUGGAUUGUUUUCCAGCGUCGUCAGAACGGACUCACAGACUUUUCCAGGAAGUGGAGUGACUAUCGGGUUGGCUUCGGAAACCUGGAGGAUGAAUUCUGGCUCGGUCUAGACAACAUCCAGAAGAUUGCUGGUCAGGGCCGCUAUGAGCUGAGAAUUGACAUGAAGGACGGACAGGAGUCAGUCUACGCCAACUAUGACAAAUUCUCCCUUGGAGACGCGAGAAACCUCUACAAGCUCAGAAUAGGAGAGUACAACGGCACCGCUGGUGACUCUCUGAGCUAUCACCAGGGCCGGCCCUUCUCCACAAAAGACAGAGACAACGACAUCGCCGUCACUAACUGUGCCUUGUCUUACAAAGGAGCCUGGUGGUACAAGAACUGCCACCGGGCCAACCUCAACGGCAAAUACGGCGAGUCCAGACACAGUCAGGGCAUUAACUGGUACCACUGGAAAGGCCAUGAGUUCUCUAUUCCUGCCGUGGAGAUGAAGAUGAGGCCGUUCAACUUCCGCAGCAUCAGCAGCAAGAGGAGGCGGUCCGCCCCUGGAUUGUAAACAAAGCCACCCGGCCCAGAGUCACAGAUAAACGCAGGUCGGAGGCUGUUCACUGAUGAGUUUCUGCUAUCUGUGUGUCUCACUGAUGAUCGUUGUAACGCCUUUUAGUGAGGCUGCAAAGAAAAAGAAAGGGUUAUGACAAAAAGAUACUAAUAUUUUAUUAAUCUUCUGUUGUAAAAUAAUAAAAACCCAUUAUUAAUAAUAUAUAACCAACAUGCAGAAACUGUUUCUAACCAUCGAUGAGAACACGACAUAGCAGAUAACGAAACAAUGACCGAGCUCCGUUUAUCUCUCUUUAGCCGUCGCUCCCUGCUGUACUUCUACUCAGAUGAAAGAAGACGCUGUAUGUAAUUUAUUAAAUACUUUGAAUGACAAUGGUUCGAAUUUGCUGUAAAAAAAAAAUGGAAAGGCAAACCAAGAAGCUUUUUUUGUUUCCUUUAAUGCUGUGAUUUGCCUUUCCCUGGGAUAGAAAUGUGCUCAGAAAUGCCCUCAAGACUGCAAGAGCUAACGUUAUUUUAACCGAAAUAAUAACACUUUUAACAAAAAAAACAUAAUGUAUAUGCCCUUAAAACCCUUAACUGUAAGAUAAAUAUAUUUUUAUAACUAAUAUUGUGGCAAAAUCCAUCUAUUUAGUAUGAUUUGAUGCCUUGGUAUUGGAGCCUAUAUUAAGUUAAUGAAUAAUAAAAGAAAUAAGAGAUGAAAUUAACUUUAAAAAACCAAACCUCCAGACUCCUCGUUCACAAAGCCGUGCACCAGCAACAGCUUCAUUACCACCUGUUUUAUUGAUCAUAUUCCUCUGUGUUACUGUUACCACAGUAUCAUUUGUGUUCAUUAUUAAAGCAGAAAGAAACUCUUUAUUAUUUUUGGUAGCCACACUGAGACAGUAUGUGCACUGCGAGUGGGAACACAGCAAAGCUAUUGUUCAUUCAGCUAAAUUAUUUCUUCAGUCGUCCGUGGGCUUUUAAAAUAUUAUUUCCUGGAAUUUAUUUUCAAACAACAAACGCUUAAUAUCUGUGCCCCCCCCCCCCCUUCUGUAUACGCAGUGAUUGCUUGCAGAGAGGUGUAACCAAAGAUCUGCAUAAUAGAGCUUCAACCCGCAGCUUGGAAAGAUGCCAGUCAGUUUUGUCACCAAAGUCACUGAAGCAGCAUUUUCCCGCAUUAAUAGAUUCUCACUUUUCAGGGACUUUUAUGGUAAUCGUGUCCCCUGGCGUUGUGCGUUUAUGCAAUGUGAACACUAAAUUCUAUGCAAAAGAAAGUCAGGGUGGGCAUAGUGCGAGUUUUUCGCCCGGCCUCUCCCCCACUGUACACUGAAAUGAACCCGACAAAGGAGGCAGCACAGAGGGUGGAGAGGAGCCAACUCUUUCUUCUCUGCCGUUCUUAACUAGCUCGCUAUUGAAGCUCCCCGGUGAAACAAGAACAUCAGCAAACAUGACAGAGAAUGUUUCUUUUAGUGGGGGCGGGCGUAAUCUGCAGCAUGCCCACCGAGCAUUUUGUUUUUUAUUCAGCGUUCACACUGUCGCGCACAGCGUUCAGAGCCAGUGAGUUUAGUUGACUGCUGUUUUCUGGAAACAGAACUUGUUUUAGUUUCCCGCCUCCUCUGUUGGAGGGGAAAUGAUCUCUGUGGAGUUUGAAGUCAAAUCAAAGAAAUGGCUAAAUCUCCUCUCUGGCUUCAAACAAAUAAAUAAAUGUUUUUAUUUUACAAUUCAAUCGAUUGAAAACGAAUUCUACCAUCCCUGCAAGCAACAUCUUGUCUCAUAUAUUCAAUAUUUCCAGCUGGAGAUCUCAUUCUUAUGUACUCCUGUCAGUUUCUUUAUUUCUUUUUUCUUUUGAGCAAACCAGGAAAUCUGGCUUGUAUUAUACGACUGUGUACAUUUUCAUUUGUGUUGUUUUUUUUCCUUUAUUAGACUUGAAAACAAUGGUGACUCUCCCCUCUAUAAACUACUAAUAUACUCAUGUAGAUAUGGAGAUGAAGAUAAUGUGACUUUUGAUGUGUUCCCCUUUAGAUGCAAACUAAUUCAGAAACAUUUCCCCUUUAACCGUUAUAUUUUGAACCGUUGUUGUGUUCGAGGGCAGAUGGAGACCAAUGCAUGUUGACUGGAUGCAAUCAAGAGCCUGAUGGUAAAUAACAAAUGUCAUAGCAAUAUGUUUGUGUCUGUAGUUUCUUUGCUGAACUGGGUAAAAGGCGCCCUUGAAAUAGUUUGUAAUGUAAAAUAUGUUGAUAACAUAAUAUGGAUUUAUCAGGCCUCUAAACUGUUGUGAAAAACAGUCAAAUUGCCCUUCAAGGGUCAAAUAAAAACCAGCAUAACCUAACAUAUAAUUUUAACAAACUGUUUCAACAUGUGACCUUUCCCAGUCUGAUUUAUGUCUCUGUGUCAAAGUGACUGUUUCAGAGCCUCUCAUGCACUCCAUCUCUUUCUGUGAUUUAUAGUAGCGUAGGGAAUUCUCCGUGUACUUAUUUCAUUAACUACUUAGAUGAAGUUUGCCUCAGUGCAUUUUUGAACAAAAGGUCACGAAGCUUUGCAGAAAAGGAACUGAAUGUUAUUAGUAUUGUGGGGGAUUUUACUCAUGGCAAAAUAUAAGGUGCUCUUAAAUCUUUCUAAGAGGAAUGCUGAUAUGCUAUAAUAUUGUUUGUUUUCAAAUGUUUCCAAUCAUUCAAUCAAUUGAACCAUGUUUGUCAAUCAAUGAGAAAAAAUAAGUCACGUUGUCUUGCUUAAAACAAGCUUCUGUCCCGUCUUUCAUUUCAAGUUAAUUAUUUAUGAAGCUUUUAGGAAAACAAAACUAUUGAAAUUGAGCAAAUGCAACCCUUGUGUAAUGAAAAAAAAAACAUGCUUGAAAUUCCAUAGACUAAAGAGCUUGAAUAUUUUCUUGAUAUGAUGAUGACAGUCCGUCUAACAUUAAGACCAAAUAAUUUGUUUUACUCAUUUCAAGCCAACUACAGUAUUAUUAUUUUUUAAAUGGAGGGAAAUGGUUUGAAAAUAGAUAACCUUCUCCGUUAUUUAAACAUAAAACUUAGUAUCACACUGUAUUACUAUUUAUUUAUACUGAGCCUCCUACAGAACAGGAAACAUGUUCCCCUUAUUUAUUUAACUUAUUUUCCAAUGUCUCUGUUACUGAUGCAACAUUGUGAAAAACGAUUUAAUCUAAUAAUGACAAAUGAUCCUCGAAGAUAUCAAAAAGAAAAUGUGAUAUUUGGGUUUGAUUUAAAAGGUCAAUUAACUGAUCAAAACACCACGUUUGUUGACGUUUCCAAUAUGAGCCAGAAACUCAAACUGCAUUCAUUUGAAAUCUUGCCAUGAAAUGUAAAUGUUGAAAAUGCGUUGUUGACUGUUGAGAAGCUUAUAUAUGCUGAAACUAAGGAUUUGUUGUUGAAUAACCUUGGAUAUUACUGUCAAAUGUAGCUCUAGUUUGACUUAAACAUGUACUAUAUAGUUCCUUUUUUAAUACAUUUUCUACAUAUUAAUAAAAUAUUCAAAUAGUCUGA